Porites evermanni is the source of this 1541-nucleotide messenger RNA. The record is from the annotation of a GenBank genome assembly. Lineage: Eukaryota; Metazoa; Cnidaria; Anthozoa; Scleractinia; Poritidae.
AAAACGUAUGAGCUAGGGGUGCUGGCUAAAGACAAAGGUUCACCACCGCUGACCAGUACCGUGACGUCCGUACGCAUUGAUACCAUUGAAGCGGACGAGGUGAUGGUUGAAAUAGAGCUAGAAAUUUCUCCGGAAGAGUUCGAAGCGAGACGUGAGCAGUUUGAGGAGGAGCUUUCAAGAUACUUAGGUGCUGAUGUUAGUAUAGCAGAUUACACGGUCCUUGGGGAGGCAGAAGCGCGGAGGAGGAAGAGGGAGACUAAAAAACGGUAAGAAAGGUAACUAAUGGAGAGGAGAAGUGUGACGUCACGUUACCAUGGUAGCACUAUUUCUGGAUGACAACAGAACCAACGACGACGGCGACGGCAAGGAGAGCGGCAAAAUAAUGUGUUUAUAACUGACAAUAACGUUGCACGUGCAUCACGCUAUUUUGUACAUUUCUUUGGCGUCGCACUAUGGCAUGAAACUUCCUAAUUUCACGAGCCCGCUUUAUGGAGCAGGAGAACACAACAAAAAAAUUGUCGACUUCUUUUUCUAAACUUAGAGAACGAUAGAUACGGUCCCGAGGAAAAUUUUCGCAAGAUUUGCCAAGUUGAAUGAAAUUGAAUGAGAUCGGUGAAGUUUGAAAUAGUGCGAAUAGACUUUUACCAAGGAGCCUAAAAGUGUUACCUCCUUUAAUUAGUUAACAUUCUUUCAUGCAGACAUAAACCAAUCAGAAGUCGAGGACAGUUUCCAGCUGGCUUCUGAUUGGACAAAAUCUGCACGAAAGAAUGUGAAUAAAUUAAAAGCGGUCACACUUUUGGGCUCCUUGCUGUAAGUGACUUUUUCGGUUUGCUGUCUUCCAAAAAUUUCGCUACCAUGGCAAUGUGACGUAAAGUCUUCUCCUCUCUAUUAAUAGGAAAUUACGUUUGAAUUUUUUUGUCACUCUAUCAACGGUAAGAAAACAGAGGCCCAGUGGAUUGCUGAACCCUCUUGUUCUUGUCAACCAACAUGACCGCUGUAACAUUUUCUGCAAAAUCAGCCAUAGUAAUCCAAGACAGUCGUGGAACCGUGGAUUCCAGAUUCCUUUUUCCAGUCGGUGGAACUUGGAUCCCGGAUUCCAAUUGUUAGCGGGAUUCCGGACUCCUAGUGCUGAGUUCCAGAUUCCAAUGCCCGGAUUCUGGAUUCCACGCGAAAAAAAGUUCUCGGAUUUUGAAAUUUGGAAUUACUCUCCAUAGGUUGGUGGAAUUACUUAGAAGGUAUCAUUAGAGUAUUAUUUUUCUCUCAGGUUUAAUAGUAUUUGUUUGGUGAUUGAAUCAAAUUAUUUUAUAGGACAAACAACCGACUUACUCGCUAAUGAUAAUUAUAUUCUUUUCAGCAUUGUGGUCACCAUUUACGCGGUUAAGAAUCCAUCUGGUAACAACACAGAUUUAAACGAAAAGUUGUCUCGAGCAAAAGAGUAUCUGACAAAAGAUGAGAUUUUAGACGCUCUCUUAGACGAUGACGGAAAUCUUAGUCCGAACUUGACAAAUAACAAAGAGUUGGAGGUAGGAUGUAAUGCUUAG